Messenger RNA from Osmerus eperlanus (European smelt), 4983 nucleotides. It is a transcript of the gene usp7, whose product is annotated as ubiquitin specific peptidase 7 (herpes virus-associated). Gene Ontology annotation, biological process: regulation of protein stability; protein deubiquitination. NCBI's taxonomy places the organism in Eukaryota, Metazoa, Chordata, Actinopteri, Osmeriformes, Osmeridae. The record is from RefSeq and is a predicted model, not a curated record. Bases 838 to 4173 code for a protein of 1111 amino acids. Gene Ontology annotation, cellular component: nucleus; cytosol. The transcript has 29 exons. Gene Ontology annotation, molecular function: protein binding; cysteine-type deubiquitinase activity.
CGCCAUUUUGAGUUUUUACCUCAACUCAACAUCACAAACUGAGGAGCGGGUGAGAGGCACUGGCUGUGACCGGGCAAAUUUAUACAUAGACGAGACGUUAGAAAUGCGACAAGGUUUAAAAUAUUGUUGCCUAUAUCGAUAAGGUGGUUUGAUGUGGAAAAGUCGAUAUCGGACUGUGGCAUCUCUACCUCCGUAAACUUCUAAAUUAGUGCGAUUCCAAAUUAGAAGCGUGUUUGAAUGGAUAGCUUUUUUCUCCGCUCUCCUCCAGACGAGGGACAAUCGGAGGAACACACGGACUGGGAAUAUUGUAGGGAAAGUUGUUAAGUGAGUCGUUAGCAAAUGAUACUUUCUUUUCCCUGUAGUACUAAAUCCGUUAUUUGUCUGCCCAGUGUCAGGUGGCUAUAAACGGACUAUUUGUUUCUCCGGCUGCAGGUUGUAUGUGAGUUGUCUUUCUCACCUCGCCUAUAACCCCACUCCUGGGGUAAAGCCGGAUUGAUUUAAUUCAACGGGCCUCCUUUUUUGAGCCCUAGUCAUCCACCACCGUCAGCGAUUUGCACCCAUCAAAGCGCCGAGAUUGGGCGAAUAGCGAGCAAAUACGUCCGCGUUUCUCUGCCUGCUCCCCCACCGACCUCCCCUCCUCAAUCCCCGGCGCUGACAGCAGAAAAGGCCGAGGUCGUUUUAGAACAGGCCCAGCCGCCUAGGCUCGACCUGUCUAUCCCUCCUCCGCAUCCUCAGACGCCUCAACAACUCAGAACCCGGCUCCCCACGGAACCGACUCCGGACAAGGUCGAGGGGAACAAAGAUAACAGGCAUCAUCACAUCACAACAGUUGCCAACAUGAACCAUCAUCACCACACUCAGCAACAGCAGCAGAAAGCCGGCGAGCAACAGCUUAGCGAACCCGAGGAUAUGGAAAUGGAAGCUGGGGACACCGAUGACCCUCCGAGAAUCCCAGCUAACCCAGUCAUUAACGGGAACGUGGCCAUGGCAGACGGCCAUAACAACACAGAGGAAGACAUGGAAGAUGACACCAGCUGGCGGUCAGAGGCCACGUUCCGCUACGUGGUGGAGCGUUUCAGCCGCCUCAGCGAGUCUGUCCUCAGCCCGUCCUGCUUCGUGAGGAACCUGCCCUGGAAGAUCAUGGUCAUGCCGCGCUUCUACCCGGACAGGCCCCACCAGAAGAGCGUGGGCUUCUUCCUGCAGUGCAACGCCGAGUCUGACUCCACGUCAUGGUCCUGUCACGCACAGGCGAUGCUGAAGAUCAUCAACUACAAAGACGACGAGAAGUCCUUCAGCCGCAGGAUAAGCCACCUGUUCUUCCACAAGGAAAACGACUGGGGCUUCUCCAACUUUAUGUCUUGGAGUGACGUGACUGAUCCAGAGAGAGGGUUCGUAGAGGAUGACAAGGUCUCCUUUGAAGUCUACGUACAGGCGGAUGCUCCUCAUGGAGUGGCCUGGGACUCUAAGAAACACACAGGCUACGUGGGUCUGAAAAACCAGGGAGCCACCUGCUACAUGAACAGCCUCCUGCAGACCCUCUUCUUCACCAACCAGCUACGGCGGGCGGUGUACAUGAUGCCCACAGAGGGUGACGACUCAUCCAAAAGCGUCCCCUUGGCACUGCAGCGGGUCUUCUAUGAGCUGCAGCACAGCGACAAGCCCGUGGGCACCAAGAAACUCACCAAGUCCUUUGGGUGGGAGACCUUAGACAGCUUCAUGCAGCACGACGUCCAGGAGCUGUGCAGAGUGCUGCUGGACAAUGUCGAGAACAAAAUGAAAGGCACCUGUGUUGAGGGAACCAUCCCCAAACUCUUCAGAGGAAAGAUGGUGUCCUAUAUCCAGUGCAAGCACGUAGACUACCGGUCAGAGCGGAUAGAGGACUACUACGACAUCCAGCUCAGUAUAAAAGGAAAAAAGAACAUCUUUGAGUCCUUCAAGGACUACGUGGCCGUGGAGCAGCUGGAUGGAGACAACAAGUACGACGCAGGAGAGCACGGCCUGCAGGAGGCGGAGAAGGGGGUCAAGUUCCUCACCUUCCCCCCCAUCCUGCACCUGCAGCUCAUGAGGUUCAUGUACGACCCUCAGACAGACCAAAACAUCAAGAUCAACGACAGGUUUGAGUUCCCAGAACAGUUGCCUCUGGAUGAGUUCCUCCAGAAGCCCGACUCCAAGGACCCGGCCAACUACAUCCUCCACGCGGUCCUGGUCCACAGCGGGGACAACCACGGGGGCCACUAUGUCGUCUAUCUCAACCCCAAGGGAGACGGCAAAGUCAGUGUCAAGGAGCCAAUAUGGUGCAAGUUUGACGACGACGUUGUGUCGCGGUGCACCAAAGAGGAGGCCAUCGAACACAACUACGGUGGCCAUGACGACGACCUCUCUGUCCGGCACUGCACUAACGCCUACAUGCUGGUGUACAUCCGCGAGUCCAAACUCAGCGAGGUGCUGCUGCCGGUCACAGACGUGGACAUCCCCCAGCAGCUGGUGGAGCGCCUGCAGGAGGAGAAGAGGGUGGAGGCCCAGAAGAGGAAGGAGAGGCAGGAGGCCCAUCUCUACAUGCAGGUCCAGAUGGUGACGGAGGACCAGUUCUGUGGUCACCAGGGAAACGACAUGUAUGACGAGGAGAAGGUGAAGUACACGGUGUUCAAGGUCCUCAAGUCCUCCACGCUCGCAGAGUUCGUCCAGAACCUCUCCCAGACCAUGGGUUUCCCACAGGACCAGAUGAGGCUGUGGCCCAUGCAGGCCCGGAGCAACGGGACCAAGCGGCCCGCCAUGCUGGACUACGAGGCCGACUGCAACAAGUCUAUGAUCGACUUGAGCGACAACGAGAACCCCUGGACCAUCUUCCUGGAGACGGUCGACCCGGAGAUGGCUGCCAGCGGGGCCACGUUACCCAAGUUCGACAAAGACCAUGAUGUCAUGUUGUUCUUGAAGAUGUACGACCCAAAAACCAGAAGCUUAAAUUAUUGUGGACAUAUCUACACACCUAUAUCCUGUAAAAUACGAGACUUGCUGCCAGUCAUGUUUGAGAGAGCAGGCUUCCAGCAGGAGACUAGCCUUAUCCUCUAUGAGGAAGUUAAGCCCAACCUGACUGAGCGGAUACAGGACUAUGACGUGUCUCUGGACAAGGCUCUGGACGAGCUCAUGGACGGAGACAUCAUCGUGUUCCAAAAGGAUGACCCAGAGAAUGACGCCAGUGAGCUGCCCACAGCCAAGGACUACUUCAGAGACCUCUACCACCGGGUGGACGUCAUCUUCUGUGACAAGACCAUCCACAACGACCCCGGCUUCGUGGUCACGCUCUCCAACCGCAUGAACUACUUCCAGGUGGCGAAGACGGUGGCCCAGAGGCUGAACACGGACCCCAUGCUCCUCCAGUUCUUCAAGUCCCAGGGGUACAGGGACGGGCCGGGCAACCCUCUCAGACACAACUACGAAGGCACUCUCAGAGACCUGCUGCAGUUCUUCAAACCCAGGCAGCCCAAGAAACUGUACUACCAGCAGCUGAAAAUGAAGAUCACAGACUUUGAGAACAGGAGGAGCUUCAAGUCCAUAUGGCUCAACGGCCAGUUUAGAGAGGAGGAGAUCACACUCUACCCUGACAAGCACGGCUGUGUCCGAGACCUGCUGGAGGAAUGUAAAAAAGCUGUGGAGCUCUCCGACAAAGGCUCAGAGAAGCUCCGGCUGUUAGAAAUAGUAAGCUAUAAGAUCAUCGGCGUGCAUCAGGAGGACGAGCUGCUCGAAUGUUUAUCUCCUGCUGCCAGCCGGACGUUCAGAAUAGAGGAGAUCCCUCUGGACCAGGUGGAGCUGGACAAGGACAACGAGAUGCUGAUCCCGGUCGCUCACUUCCACAAGGAGGUCUUCGGAACCUUCGGCAUCCCCUUCCUGCUCAAGAUCAGACAGGGGGAGCCGUUCAGGGAGGUGAUGAGGAGGAUCCAGAGCAUGCUCGACAUCCAGGAGAAGGAAUUUGAGAAGUUCAAGUUCGCCAUUGUGAUGAUGGGUCGGCAUCAGUACAUCACUGAAGACGAGUACGAGGUCAACCUGAAAGACUUCGAGCCACAGCCAGGUAACAUGUCCCACCCUCGACCCUGGUUAGGGCUAGACCACUUCAACAAAGCUCCAAAGAGAGGUCGCUACACCUACCUGGAGAAGGCAAUCAAGAUCCACAACUAAACAGCCCACCAGCUCCUCCCUCUCUCCCCCCCCCCCCCUUCACCCUAACCCACCAUAACCACAGACUGUAACCAACCCAGUGUGUGUGUGUGUGCGUGUCUGAGUGAGCGUGAGUGAGCGCGUGCGUGUGUGUGUUCACCACAUUGCACACCCUUGCCGAAUCUGGCUCCACAGGCACCAUGUAUUCAGUCGUCAGCAAAAGGAUCGCCUGCUGACGAAGGCUACUCCCCCACCCUCACCUCCCUGCCCCCCACCCCACCCUUCCCACCACGGUGUUUUUCUUUUUUCCUUUUUUUGGAGGCUGUUGGGUUUUUUGGCUUCUCUAACUGUUGACUGCCUAUUUUUUUUGGUCUGAAAGUGGAAAUGAAAUUGGAUUUUAACAAAACCGGGCGGACGACACAGUAUGUGAACUUCUAGACUUUCUUUUCCCCUUUUUUGGUUUUGUUUAAAAAAAAAAAAAGGUUGUUGUUACGGCAAAGAAUUACUGCUGCGUCGUGAAUGGGAUGAUGAAUAUGAUGGUAGAGGCAAUGGAGAGAGAGAUUGCUGUUUGCAGGAAAAGGAACGAGCUUCCUUCUUUUACCAAGCCGUUUGCAGAGGCCUGAGGCUUGCUAGUUGCCCUGAUGUGGUUGUUAUAAUAUUUCCUGGUCCCCCUUUAGUGCAACUAGUCAACAUUUCCACGUUUACACAAUUCUUUCUCAAUUAGUUUGGUUGGAGGAAAAAAAAUCAGUUUUUGUCUUUUCUGCAAAUCUUGUAUAAUAAAAUAAAAAUCCACAGCAUCUGUUUAAAAAUAAAUUUAAAAAAAAAAAAAAA